Messenger RNA from Musa acuminata AAA Group (dessert banana), 1251 nucleotides. Its product is annotated as chaperone protein dnaJ C76, chloroplastic-like. The coding region runs from base 91 to 1074 and encodes 327 amino acids. The transcript has 6 exons. Lineage: Eukaryota; Viridiplantae; Streptophyta; Magnoliopsida; Zingiberales; Musaceae. The record is from RefSeq and is a predicted model, not a curated record.
AACACAAAUAUCUUAGGGGGGAGCGGACUGCGGCAAGUUUGGAGAGUGCAAUCUUAAUUGUCUCCUCCAUCGGCGAUCAAUUGCUAGAAAAUGAUAUCCUGUAGCAGAAAUCCAGCAGCCUUUGCCUUCUCGAUGCCCGAUAAGCCUGGGAAGGUUGAUCGCACCUUCCAUUUCCGGUCAACCAGGAAGACAACAGUGUACAAGUACACACCCCUAGCUGAAGAAUCUGUUUGUGCUCGAUCGAGAGGGGCAGCCACCGGAAUCAGAUGUUGCAGCGGAAAGAAAGGCCGAGAGGAUUCCGUGCCGAGGAACUACUAUGAACUGCUUGGGGUCUCUACUGAUUCCACCCCUCAGCAAAUCAAGGAUGCCUACCGGAGUUUACAGAAGAAACACCACCCAGAUAUCGCCGGCCAAAAGGGCCAUGACUACACGCUGAUGCUGAACCAGGCGUAUCGUACACUGAUGAGAGAGGAAUCAAGGUCAAGAUACGAUACCGCUUGCGGCAGGAGAUCUGAAUGGUCUGGGAGCAACUUUUCUGGGUUAGGUUACAGUUCAUGGAAUGGACCAUUGGGAUCACAAGCUCUCUUCGUAGAUGAACACAGAUGCAUAGGUUGCCAGGAGUGUGUCCAUCAUGCAAGCGAGACGUUCGAGAUGGAUGAAGCUUUUGGGAGUGCUCGCGUCAAGGUUCAGUUCGGAGACCAUGCCAAGAACAUAGAGGUUUCAGUCGAUUCAUGCCCCGUCAACUGCAUCCAUUGGGUGGACGCAGAAGAGCUGCCAUUGCUGGAGUUCCUGGUUCGCCCGCAACCCAAGAAGGCCUACGGUGUCUUCGGAGGAGGAUGGGAGAGGCCUGCAGAUGUUUUUGCUGCUGCCAAAUCCUUGAAGAAGCAACUCAAAGAGCAAGAAGAGAAGAAACACAACCGAGAUCAUAAAGAAGAUGCAGAGAUAGAACCGGAGACACCAGCCCAAACAAAAGCGAGAUAUCACGCCAGUAUGAAGUUGCAGUUCCAAGAACUCCUCCAAAUGUUUGGUCGUCUGGGAGAAUUCUUCGUUGCAGAGGAAUCUAAGGAGAAAUAGGUUCAAGAAACGGAUUGGUGGUACGUAAAUGAAACUAUGUGACGGCAUCUUAUUGAAACAAUUAUGUAUGUAGUGAUGGAAAUAUAUGGUUAGAACUCUUUGGUGUUGAUACAGAUGACUUACUUUAUAUAUGAUGAGUUUGUUUUGUACUUUAAAUAUAUACUUUGAAUUAUUAUA